Molecule: messenger RNA, 6440 nt
Organism: Camelina sativa (false flax)
Lineage: Eukaryota; Viridiplantae; Streptophyta; Magnoliopsida; Brassicales; Brassicaceae
Source: RefSeq, a predicted model, not a curated record
CAACCUUUGAAUAUUAGGAGGAUGGAGUUGUAGAACAACGUUUUGGGAUAAAAGAGAUAAGAGAAGAUGGCAAAGCCUCCCUCCUCAACAAAUCAGCAAGAGACUCCUUCCGUGUCUUCUCCUCGGCUAAGGAAUUGCAAUAAAACAAUGAGUCUGGAGAUAGAUAAUGAUCAUGAGAAACCAGCUGUCACAAUCACACGUCUCAUCGAACAGCUUCAUGCCAAGAAAUCAUCAACGCAAGAAAAAGAGCUCAGCACCGCUCGAAUUCUCGGUCUAGCCAAAGGUAAAAAAGAAUGUAGAAAGAUCAUUAGCCAGAACGUGAAUGCCAUGCCUGCCUUCAUAUCACUUCUCAGGAAUGGAACCCUCUUGGCAAAACUCAAUUCCGCUUCGGUCCUAACCGUUCUAUGCAAAGACAAAAAUGUUCGUUCUAAGGUAUUGAUAGGCGGAUGCAUCCCGCCGCUGCUGUCACUUUUGAAAUCUGACUCUGUGGAUGCAAGAAGAGCUGCGGCCGAGGCUAUAUGUGAAGUUUCCUUGUGUGGAAUGGAAGAUGAUAAUGUAGGUAAUAAGAUAUUUGUCACGGAAGGUGUAGUACCAACUUUGUGGGAUUUAUUAAAGGCAAAGAAAAAACAAGACACGAUAGUUGAAGGGUUUUUGGUUGGAGCUUUGAGAAAUCUUUGUGGCGACAAAGAUGGUUUUUGGGCAUUAAAACUUGAAGAUGGUGGAGUUGAUAUCAUCCAUAGCCUUCUUCAGUCUAGUAACCCGAUAUCUCAAUCAAAUGCAGCUUCUCUCUUAGCUCGUAUUAUUAGGAUUUUCACUAGUAGCAUCUCAAAAAUAGUAGAGUCAGGUUCUGUGCAAGUUCUUGUUCAACUUCUAGGUGAGGAAAACAGUGUUGUCGUACGUGCCAAUGUAGCAAAUGCUCUAGAAGCCAUUACAUCAAAGUCCGAAGAAGCAAAAAAUGUGGCAAGAGAUUUGGAUGGGAUACACCUUUUGAUUGGUGCAGUUGUAAUUUCAUCUAAAGAGUCAGUGGAUGAAGAAAACGAAUGCAUCUUACAAAGUCAUGGGAUAAAAGCUUUAGCAAACUUAUGCGGAGGAAUGUCUGGUUUGAUAGUGUAUCUUGGAGGGCUAUCUUUGUCUCCGCGCCUCACUGAGCCCAUCGCUGAUAUUCUUGGAGCUCUUGCUUAUGCUCUAAGGAAGUUUCAGCUAAGUUGUGGUGAUGAUUUUGAUCCAACACUAACAGAAGGAAUACUAGUGAAACUACUAAAGCCACGAGAUACUCAGUUGAUCCAAGAACGUAUCUUGGAGGCUAUGGCAAGUCUAUAUGGUAACACUAAUCUAUCAGAAAAACUCAACAAUAUGGAGGCUAAGAGGGUUCUAGUCAAUCUUACAAUCUUGUCUAUAGCUGGUCCACGUGAACGGAUGAUAACUUGUUUGUCAAGUUUAUGCAAAUAUGGGAAUGUUUGGGAUGCUAUUGGGAAGAGAGAAGGGAUACAAAUCCUCAUACCAUAUCUUGGAUUGUCAAGCGAACAACAGCAAGAACUGUCAGUUGAAUUCUUAGCGAUCUUGACUGACAAGGUCGAAGAAAGUAGAUGGGCUGUUACUUCUGCAGGUGGGAUUCCUCCAUUAUUUCAGAUACUAGAGACUAGUGUAUCUCACAAGGCAAAGGAUGAUGCAGUUCGUGUCAUUUGGAACCUAUGUUGUCACAGUGAAGAGAUCCGUCUCUGUCUUGAGGAAGCAGGAGCUGUUCCUGCACUUUUGGGGCUUUUAAAGAACGGUGGACCAAAAUCCCAAGAGUGGUCAGCAAAUACCCUGGUGAAACUGAUUAAAACAGCUGAUCCAAUCGUUAUCGAGCAAGUACAAGCUUUGUUUCUUGGAGAUGUUCCUAAAUCAAAGGCUCAUUUGUCAAGAAAAGACCUUUGUGGUGGUCUUGGAUUUGAUGAGAAUGACAAUCCCUGCACCAAACUUUUAAGUGGAAACACUCAUGCUGUUGCAACACAGUUAGCUCAUGCCUUAGGCUCUCUAUCUAAUCCAGCAAAGAAAAAGAGUACUGGCCAAAAGAAGUUAUCUGGUCCAGAAGUCGAAGUGAUCAAACCAUUGAUAAAGUCAGCAAAAACAAACCCUAUCGAGUCAACAGAGAAUCCCAUGUCCACUCUUGCCAACCUUCUUUCAGACCCAAAUGUUGCAGCUGAAGCAUUAAAUGAUGAUGUUGUUUCUGCUUUGACGAGAGUACUGAGAGAGGGAACACUACAAGGUAAAAGGAAUGCUUCACAUGCUCUUCAUCAAUUACUAAAGCAUUUUCAGGUCAGUGAUGUGUUCAAAGGAAAUGAUCAGUGUCGGUUUGCAGUUUCCGAACUCAUUGAUCUCUUAAACACAACUGAUACGAACAAUAGCGCUUUUAUCGAUGUUCUAGAAGUACUCUCUUUACUAGCCAAAGCUAAAUAUGGUGCUAACUUGUCCCAUAACCCAUUUUCUACAUUCACUGAAGUUCCUUCAUGUUUAGACUCUCUUGUUCGCGGUGUGGCUGAAGGUCAUCCGUUGGUCCAAGAUAAAGCAAUAGAGAUUUUGUCUCGCUUCUGCAAGACACAGUUUUUAUUGUUAGGUCAACUUUUGGUGAUACAGUCAAAAUCAGUUUCUUCACUGGCCAAUAGAAUAAUCAACUCAUCUAUUCCUGAAAUAAAAGUUGGAGGGGCUAUGUUGCUUGUUUGUGCAGCAAAGAACGACAAGAAAUUAUGGGCGGAAACAAUUGGACGAUCAGGGUAUUUGAAAAACUUAGUAAAAACUCUUCUUGAUAUGUCAAAGGAGAACUCUAAAUCUUCUUCAUAUGGAAUUGAAAUUCAAAGACCAAGAUCUUGCAUUACAAGCCAUAUGUGCUUAACCAUGGAUGGCUCUAAAAUGGUUGAUCCAGUUACUAUCUUGGGAAGCACCGUCUCCAUGUGGUUACUUUCUAUUAUUUGCUCUUCUCAUCCCAAAAACAGACUUGUUGUCAUGGAAACCAAUGGACUUGACAUUAUUGUAGAAAAGCUUCAAAAAAUUAAGUCCAACAAUACAGAGGAAAAUUUCUCCGAUUCCGAAGAAAAAUGGAUUGCCAUGUCAUUCUUAGCUGUUAUGUCUCAAGAACCAAACGUUGUCUCAUCUCCUAUAACAGAAAAUAUUUUGCCAACACUAGCACCUUUCAUGCAAUCUGAUCAGAUGAUUGAUGGAUAUUUUACUGCACAAGUAUUGGCAGCACUAGUUCGUCAAAAGAAUGACAAGAUCAUUUCAGAUAUCAUGGAUUCAGAUAUAGUACAAACUACAAUAAACUUGGUAGGGUGUGAAGAAUCAGACACAAGGACUUUUUGUGCUUUAGCAGAAGAGUUAUCUCUGGUACAAAAUCCUUUUGAAGCCACUUUAGAGGCACUCUUUGAAGAUGAAAGAGUAAGACGUGGUUCAUUUAUGAAAGAAAGUAUUUUUUUGCUAGUGAAUCUCUUGAAGCCAAAUGCAGAAAAAGUUGGAGCUAUUCCAGUUGUUGUUCGGCUUCUAAGUCGUAUUGCAGAGUGUGGCGAUUCAAGUAAAUUACUUCUCACUGAAGCUGGAGCUCUAGAUGCUUUAGUGAGGUAUCUUUCUUUGAGUCAUCAAGAUUCGACUGAGAUCAUUGUUUAUCAACUAUUAGAAUCACUAUUCCGCAACCCAGAAAUUACACGACACAAAACAGCUAUAAAUUCCAUGAAGCAGCUUAUUGGAAUUCUUCAUCAUGAUUCUAGAAGUACCCGUUACAAUGCUGCAAGGGUGCUUUGUGAACUUUUUAGCCAUGAACACGUCAGAGAUUCUGAACUUGCAUGGAAAACACUUUCCCCUCUUCUAGAAAUGUUGAAUACUAAAUUGGAGAGUGAGAAAGUGGCUGCUCUUACAGCUUUGGCGAAACUAACUACGGGAACUAGUCCAAGCCCAUAUAUUCUUACUAGUCUUGAAGGAAACCCAUUGGAGAACAUCUAUAAAAUUUUAUGUUCAGAUAGUUCAUCACUUGAAUCAAAGACAAGUGCUGCGAGGGUAUGUCGCUUUCUAUUUACCAGUGAAGUUUUGAGAACAAACUCAUCCGCCGUAGGUUGCAUGGCACCUCUUAUAUCACUAAUCCGAUCAGGAACAAGCACAGCUAUAGAAGCUGGAAUGUUUGCACUUGACAUACUCUUGGAUAGCAAAAUAUUCUCAGAGGUCGCAGAAGAACAUGAUUGUGUGAACCUCUUUUACGGCUUUGUGGCUUCUGAAAACUAUCUGAUCAGUGAGGCUGCAAUUUCUUGUCUUGUGAAAAUGGCUAAAGACAACACUCCGCGUAAAAUGGAUCUUAUUAAAAUGGGUGUAAUCAAGAAAUGCCUUGGUCAACUCUCUAGAUCUCCUCCAUGUUCUUUGUGUUCAGUAAUCGCAGAGCUUUUCAGAGUUUUGACGAAUGUUGGUGUUGUAGCUAGAAGCCAAGAUGCAAUAAAAAUGGUACAACCGCUCCUCUUGAUUUUGAAUAGACAGGACUUGGAUUUUCAAGGCCAGCUUAGUGGUUUACAAGCUAUUGCAAACAUCUUGGAAAAGCCAAUGAUUCUUGAAUCAUUAAAUAUUGCAUCGUCUGCUGUUGUUACGCCUAUGAUACCAUUGCUUGAAUCUGAAUCUUUAACGGUCAAAAAUGCAACCGCAGAACUACUGACCUCACUACUCAAAACGCCACGUUUCCAAGAAGAGAUAAUGACUAAGGAUCUCGUUGCUCCUCUUGUGAAAUUAGCAGGGAUCAGAGUAAGAAACUUGCAAGAGAUAGCGUUGAUGGGCUUAGAGAAAUCGUCACUUACAUGGACAAAGGACGUAGCUGAUGCCGAAGGAAUUCAAGAGCUCUCCAAGGUUAUUAUCGACGAUGAUCCUCAACUUCCUGUAUAUCUAUGGGAAUCAGCAGCUUUCAUUCUCUGCAACAUCCUCAGAUUCAAUCCAGAACACUACUACUUUACAGUGACUAUACCAGUUCUGACAAAAAUGUUGUUCUCAACAGCUGAGAGCAUAGUGAUCUUAGCCGUAGACGUAUUGAUCAUCCGUGAGAACCAAGACUCAUUAAGUGUCUUGGAAAUGGUUGAAGCUGGUGCACUCGACGCAUUACUAGAUCUACUAAGAUCACACCAAUGCGAAGAACUCGCUGGAAGAUUACUCGAAUUAAUACUACGCAGUCCAAAGGUUAGAGAGACAAAGAUAUGCCAGUUUGUAAUAACUCCCUUGUCAGAGUACAUAUUAGACUUAAACACAACAUCAGAAUCCGCAAAGCUUCUUGUAGCCAUGGCUUUAGGUGACAUAUCUCAACACGAAGGAUUAGCUAAAGCCACUGAUACUCCUCUGGCUUGUCGCGCAUUAAUCAGUUUGAUAGCGGAUGAACCAAGCAACGAGAUGCAAAUGGUUGUGAUUUGUGCAUUAGGAAACUUUGCAAUGCAUAGUAGAACAAGUCGUAAAGCUAUAGCUGAAGCUGGUGGAGUAUGUUUGGUUCAAGAGAUGCUUAGAUCUUGUAACCCACAAGUUUCUACACAAGCAGCUCUAAUGAUCAAAUCUCUCUUCUCAAACCAUACACUUCAAGAAUACGUCUCCGGUGAAAUCAUCAAAUCUUUAACAACUGCGAUGGAGAGAGAGUUAUGGACGACGGCGAUGGUAAACGUGGAAAUAGUAAGAACACUAAACGCGAUUCUCACGACGUUUCCCAAACUCCGUUCGUCGGAAGCAGCCACCGCUUGCAUCCCUCACUUAAUCGGAGCUUUAAAAUCCGGCGAGCAAGAAGCGAGAGCUACAGCGAUGGAUACUAUAUACACGAUGCGACAGUCGUGGACGACAAUGCCGACGGAGAUAGCGAAAUCUCAGGCGGUUUUAGCGGCGGAGGCGAUACCGGUUUUGCAAUUGAUGAUGAAAUCGAAAUCUCCGGCUCCGUCGAUCUUUCACGAGAGAGGUAACAGUCUCUUGAAUUCUUUGCCGGGAAGUCUCACGGUGGCGAUCAAACGCGGCGAUAACCUGAAACGUUCCAAUGCGUUUUGCAGAUUAAUCAUCGAUAAUUGUCCCAGCAAGAAAACCAAGGUUGUGAAACGAAGCAGCUCACCGGUUUGGAAAGAAUCAUUCACAUGGGACUUUGCUGUAUCUCCAAGAGGACAGAUUCUUGAAAUCGUAUGCAAAUCUAACAACAUCUUUCGAAACAAAAAUAUGGGAAGAGUGACGAUCCCAAUCGAUAAAGUAUUGACAGAAGGGAGUUACAGUGGAAGUUUUAAGCUGAGUGAUGAAAGCAAUAAAGAUGAUUCUUCUAAUAGAAGUCUAGAAAUUGAUAUUGUCUGGUCCAAUCAGACAUUUUAAUUUUAAUAUCAUUUAAAAUGGUACGGUGUUUCUAAUUACUCCAAAACUUUUUCUGUAAAUCCUGAAUAUUAUUGUUCCUAAAUUGUUUAUAUGUAAGGAUUUAUGUAUAAGUUAAU